Molecule: messenger RNA, 5317 nt
Organism: Chroicocephalus ridibundus (black-headed gull)
Lineage: Eukaryota; Metazoa; Chordata; Aves; Charadriiformes; Laridae
Gene: ZBTB7A
Product: zinc finger and BTB domain containing 7A
Exons: 3
Coding region: 1948-3693 (581 amino acids)
Biological process (GO): regulation of transcription by RNA polymerase II
Molecular function (GO): RNA polymerase II cis-regulatory region sequence-specific DNA binding; protein binding; DNA-binding transcription factor activity, RNA polymerase II-specific
Source: RefSeq, a predicted model, not a curated record
AGGAGCUCUGCUUUGUGGAGGUGCUGGGCCAGCCGCGGCUGGGUGGAAUUAAUUGGACACGGUGAACGUGGUGGGUUUGCUUUGUGUUUUGUGACUUUUAAAGCAGAAUUGAAAAUUACGGUUGUUUUCUCGGCGUGAGAAUCUGGAUGUCGACAUGGGACGCAAAUCAGGGAAGAAAUUUAUGCUUUUAUCAAGGCGCUGUGAUGGUUUGGUUGCACUGCCUGUCUUGCUCGAGAUCUCCUUUGGCAGAUGAAGUGCUGCCCGAGUGCCGGGUUUUAACUCUGCGGAAUUGAGUCAAACUUAAAAAUUGAAGGGGGAGGCUGUGAAAUUCCCGGUCUGCGUUUGAGACGGAGCCUAAAUGCUUGAGAACUGUGGUUUAAUCUUGAUUAAAACUGACACUUGAGGGUUUUUUCCCAGUCUCGGGAUGCUGCGUUUAUUGAAAGAGAAGACUUCUGUGGCAAACAAUUAGAAUCCUACUCGUUAUCUUGCGUAGUCAAAGCAAUAAACAGUUGCUCUUAACUAUGCUCUCAACCAGCCUUAACCUCAAAUUUGAAGAGACUGGUUUCAAGCUGUAAUUAAAAGCCUUUUGACGAGCAAAACUCGGGGAAAGGGAGAAAGACAGUCGGUCUCUAGGAUGAAGGGAAGCGUUUGUACCCAAUCCCAUGACCCUUUGAUCCAAACUGGCGCGUGGUUGUGUUCGGUGCUGCCUCCCGAUCGGCAUGAGCCCUGUGUCCGUCCCCGUACUUGUGCCUGGAGCAUCCCGCCGGUCCCGGAGGAGCUCCGGUGGGACGUCAGAGCAGGAGCAAACGAGGUCAGACAAGCAUCAGGAUCCUCUGUGAGUAUCCGGGGACAAUUGUUUCUCGCCCCGCUCCCUGGCCGUAUCGUCUUCCCUCCGCGCAUAGUUUCAAUUUCCCUGUCUCCCUGGUGUCAUCGCUGGCUCCUGUAGCAGGGUCCGGACGCCGCUUCCAGGGUGCAAACGGAGCAAAAGUCGUUCUGUGCCUUGAAUUGCAGUGGGGAUCCUUCCCCCACCGGAGACCCGGCUCUCUGAGGGACUUGUAAAUCUUUCUGCGAGAUCUCGGGCAGAGGCCCCCUGGGGCUGCAGGUGGAAGGAAACUGUAGGGCUCGGUGUCCUCUCUUAAUGUGACAAGGUGCGAGAAACUGGAAACUGGUGCGAGCUGCCCCGUGGCUGCAGGUGGGAGCCAAGGCCACAUCGGUGAGAUGAGCCACAGAUCCCCUGGCAAUACACAGCUUUCUGAUGCCGUUGCUUCGCCGACCCCUUAAAAAAUGCGUACAGCUGGACCGUCAGGAGCGGGAUCUCCCUGACGACAGCCUUACUGCCUCAAAUACUUUUCGCCGAUCUCUUCGAAGCCGUGCGGGGGCCCAGGCAGAAACACACGGCGCUGGCGCUUGCUGGGUGGUUUCUUUGCCUGUGAAGGGUUAGCACCUUCGGGACUGUUUUCCUCCUGUUUUCCACCCCUGCGGUUUGGUAAUGCCCAUCUGAAACGGCAGGAGAUCCUCUACCUGCUGCCCUGCUUUUUUUUUUUUUCGUAGCAGAGGAUGCUCCCAAGCAUCCCAGCACUGAAUUUUAACUCUCUCUUGCCCGCUGUUAAACUGCAGUUGUGCACCCUAUUUCCUUCCUGGUUCACGCACAUACUUAUUUCCCACCGGCAAACUGGAAACCAGUAAGUGGAUUUCUUUUUCUUUUUCUUUUUUUUUUUUCUUCCUCUUUUGUUUGCUUGAGUGCCUACCCAACGCAGAGCUGGGCAAGCGUCACAGGUAGGCUUGUAGCUACAGGUUGCUGCUCUCUAGUUACUCGGAGCCUCUUGCCCCAACAGGCAGAGUACAUGCGGUACCGGCUCAGCGUUCCCUCCCUUCAUCCCCGUGCUGCCCGGUCGUGCGCCGAGGAGGGAAGGAAAAGAGCUUCAUGGCAGGACAGCAUUGCCGGGGAUGAAGCGUGUGGCAUGCUUGCUCUCGGGAUUCGCUUUUGCACGUCGCGUGGAGUCGAGAACGCCUUUUGCAUCGAAGAUGGCGGGUGGCGUGGACGGCCCCAUAGGGAUCCCGUUCCCCGAUCACAGCAGCGACAUCCUCAGCAGUCUGAAUGAGCAGAGAAACAACGGGCUGUUGUGCGACGUGGUCAUCUUGGUGGAAGGCCAGGAGUUCCCCACCCACCGCUCCGUCCUGGCGGCAUGCAGCCAGUACUUCAAGAAGCUCUUCACCUCAGGGUUAGUGGUGGACCAGCAAAACGUGUAUGAGAUAGACUUUGUGAGUGCAGACGCCUUGUCGGCUCUGCUGGAGUUCGCUUACACCGCGACCCUUACUGUCAGCACUUCAAAUGUCAAUGACAUCCUCAACGCCGCCACACUGCUGGAGAUCCCGGCGGUAAGGGAUGUUUGCACGGAUCUCCUGGACAGGAAGAUUCUGGCCAAAAAUGACCAGAUGGAUACAGUAGAUCAAAUUGAUCAAAGGAACCAUCUCAGAGCAAAAGAGUACCUGGAGUUCUUCCAGAGCAACCCUGUCAAUGGCCACCAAGGCAGCUUUCCGUGGACCAACCCAGAGUUGAGAGACCUUCAGAGACUGAACUUCCGAGGCCAAGAGGAGGAGGAGGAGCCGGACUGCAAUGGCCUAGACUUCUACUCGCAAGCCCCCCUAAACGAAAGACCAAAGGCGAAUGACUGUGAUCCUGACAGCAACCCAGCCAUGUGGCUGGACAGAGAGGAGGAGGAGGCGGCGGCUCCUGGCUCCAUGUUUUCACCUUCUCAGAACGGACAUUACAGCAGCCGUGGCCUGCCCACACCGGGAGAAGAGGAGGGGACCCCAGGGGGGCCUCUGGACCAGCAGGAAGCCGGCGACUCCCCCAGCUUCAUUGCUGGUGGAGCGGAGACGGAGGAUGAUGCGAGGGAGGUGGAUGGCUUGGCCGCCAGCGCCCUGCUGCAGCAAAUGAUCAAUUCCGUGGGGAGACAGCAGCUCGGGGAGGACGACCGAAAGGAUGACGAUGGGGUCAUGGAUUAUUACUUGAAAUAUUUCGGCAGUUCGAACGAGGGCGAUGUCUAUCCGUCCUGGUCCCAGAAGGUGGAGAAGAAGAUCAGGGCAAAAGCAUUCCAAAAGUGCCCCAUCUGCGAGAAGGUGAUCCAGGGGGCUGGCAAGCUGCCGCGCCACAUCCGCACCCACACCGGGGAGAAGCCCUAUGAGUGCAACAUCUGCAAAGUCCGAUUCACCAGGCAGGACAAGCUGAAGGUUCACAUGCGGAAACACACGGGGGAGAAGCCGUACUUGUGCCAGCAAUGCGGCGCCGCUUUCGCUCACAACUACGACUUGAAGAACCACAUGCGCGUCCACACCGGCCUGCGGCCCUACCAGUGCGACAGCUGCUUCAAGACUUUCGUCCGCUCCGACCACUUGCACAGGCACCUUAAAAAAGAUGGAUGCAACGGUAUUCCAUCCAGGAGGGGCCGUAAACCCCGGGUGAGAGAUGCCGGGGGUUUGCCUACCACCCCUACGGGGAACCCCGAAGACGGAAGUUAUCAAGCCGGUGGGGAGAGUCAAGAAUCAGAGGACAUCAAGCCGGUGGGGAGAAUCAAGAAGGAGAGGGACGACGAGGAGCAGCAGCACUUUGAGGAUAAUUCAAAUAAUGAAGCAUCAGGAUUGAAUGUAGCAGGAGGGUCGUCUGAGGGUAACACGCAAGGACUCUCCUAAACCAAAAAAAAAAAACAAAACCAACAAAACAAACCACCAACAAAGUGUCACAAAAUCUAGUUAGUACUUUUCCUCCGAUUUUUCUCUUUAAAGAUGUUUCUCUCCCUUUUUUAAAAAAAAAAAACGGAAAAAAAUAUAUAUAUAUAUUAUGUUUCCAAUCUUCCCAUCGUAAGCAGGGCUCCCCCGAGGAUCCCUCGGUAGCCAAGGACCUUUUCUUGGAAAGGCAGAUGCUAGGAAGCGCGGGGCGGGGAUGGAAAGUGGCUCUGUCACAUGGAAAAGAGCUUCCAUGUAAAUCCAAAGCUUUAUUUUGUGUCCAAACACACGUUAAAAAAAAAAAACAAAACAAAACAAAACCUAUUUCAGAGAGAGAGAUCUAUUUAAGGAAAAAAAAAAAGACAAAAAAAAGCAAAAAUAGAAAAGUGGUAGGAGCGGAAGGGCUCUGUCAGGGCGGGCGGUACACGGUGCCUCGGAGGUCGGGUUUUGGGGUGCGGGGUGGGGGGGUCCUGCCACCAGCCCCAGCGUGAAGCCGAAUUGGCCAGAGGGAGGAGCCGCCGGCAGCGGCUCAGGGUAGGAAAUUGCCGAAAAUUGCCUAAAAAUUGCCUAAUUGUGUGAGUGGACAACAAGGAUUCUGCAGGGUUUGCUGCUGGCAGCGGGUGUCGGGCAGCCAGGGCUGGGGACACCCCUGCUUGGGGACACUCAGGACUGGUGACACCUGGAACUGGGGACACCCAGGAUUGGGGACACCCAGGACUGGGGACACCCCUGCUUGGGGACACCCAGUGCUGUGGUCACCCAGGACUGGGGACACCCAGGAUUGGGGACACCUGGAACUGGCGUCACCCCUGCUUGGGGACACCCCAGGGCUGGGGUCACUCCUGCUUGGGGUUACCAGGACUGAGGACCCCCAGGAUUGGGGACACUCAGGACUGGGGACAUCCAGGACUGGGGACAUCCCUGGUUGGGGACACCCAGUGCUGGGGUCACCCUGGCUGGGGACACCUGCUGCCUGAGCAGAAUUUGGGGCUGGGGGAGGGGGUUGCCAAACCUCCCCCCCCACCCACCCCCCACCCCCCCACCCCCCCCAGUACAUUUUGGGCACUGGGCCAGCGCAGCAGCGUUCCCGCCCGCCCCGAAAGCGCCUAAAAAUGGCAAAUUCCUUUUAAAAAAGGUUAUUUGAGGUCUCCCUUAAAGGGGCAGGAGGCCUUUGGGCUGGCGGGGGGAGGCGGGGGGGGGGGGGCCCGAGCUGUGGUGGUCCCUGACACCCCCCCCCCCCCGGCCCCCAUUCCCCAAAAAUAUAUAUAUAUAUAUAUAUAUCUAUCUCUGGAGAUGCUGUAUGGCUCUAAGGCGGGUAUAUAACCCUCGGGGUUAGCAGAGGAUGGUAAGAAAAGGCACCUUUCAGCUGGUCACCUGUUUUCUAAAUGCACAUUUUUAAAUGAAAAAAAAAAAAAAAAAAAAAAAAAAAAGAGAUUUUAAGCCCUUUUUAUUUUGAAAGCACUUUUUAGAUUCUUUUCCUUUUUUUUGUUGUUUUUUUUUUUAAUUUUUUUUUUUUUUUUUUUUCCUUUUAGCGUUUUCGUUUUUACUUUCGAAGCAAGAGCAGGUUUGGCCGAAUGUAUUUUGGAGAGGG